Molecule: messenger RNA, 372 nt
Organism: Gongylonema pulchrum
Lineage: Eukaryota; Metazoa; Nematoda; Chromadorea; Rhabditida; Gongylonematidae
Source: the annotation of a GenBank genome assembly
AUGGAACCGCCUACGUUUGAUAAAUUUGUUACAAGUGUGGGAGGAUGGCGGUUUGAUCCAAUCGAGGAAUCAUACACGUUGCCAGAAGAGAGGCCGGACAGUGCAUGGCAGUUAAAGAAGCAGAAUAUAUCGAGGCAAAAACUGAGCAGAUGGUAUGAAUUGUUUGCUGAGUCACUUGAGGGACGUGGGACCAGCCUGCUCGUUGAUUUUUCCCGUGCACCAAAAGGAUUUGCGUCCAGAACUGAUGAGCAGGCGGAUAAGAAGAAAGAUAAACCACAGUGGCAACAAAAAGGGAAAGGAGGUAGGAUAAUUUCCUGCGAAAAUUACAAAUGUGGACACUUUGCGAAUCGUUCUCUUGCGAACUCCAUAUGA